AUGGAUCAUACACAAAAUUCAAAUCCUACACACUGUCAAUCAAAUUAUCAAAACACGGAUAUUUUCACACUAAAAACAUGUUUAAAACUCACAAAAGGACGAAAAAAUGUGUUGGAAAGGGAUGUAAGCAAAUAUGACACAAUAAAAUAUGAGGUGAGAGAUUUGCAACUUAAAUUAGAAGAUCUCUUGAAAACUACAACAGAAACAAAAAAAUGUUUCGAACAUUCUCAAAAUGAUGUAAAUUGUGAUUUAGAAGCGAUAACAUUGAAGUAUAAAGGAAUAUUGAAUAAGGUAGAUGAAUUAGAACAAAAUAAUAAAGAGUUGCGAUCCAAUAUACGGUUUAAUACAUCUAAAGAACUACUUAUGGUAGAAAAAUUUAAGAAAAUGGAAUAUCUUAAUGUAAAAACGUCGGAAUGCAAUACUAAACUUCAAAAUAAAAUUCAUAAUGAAAAAGAAUGUGAACUGUCGCUGAAACGGCUACAGUGUGACUUAGAGGAAGUUAUCGACUGUAGAACAGGUGAAACAAAUAAGUUACGUUGUAUCUUGACCAACAAAGAGGCAGCAUCGUGGUUAGAAAACCAAACACUGAUCAAAAUGCAGCAACAAAAUACUGUCCAUGAUCGAGCCGCCGAAGAAAUAAUCACCGAGUACCGGGCCCGAAAAUUGGAACUGGAGGGGUUCAUUAAAGCAGCACAGGAGCAACUGACUCGGGACGACCAGGCCCUGAAAGCUGCUCACGAAGAAAUGGUUGAUACAAGUUCCACAGUGGCGGAAUGGAAAAUCAGGGCUGAAAAAGUGACCAAAGCGUUCUAUGAACUGAAAGUGACUUACGAGGCUGAAAUUUGCUGUGCGCAGUCCGUGCUAACGGAACACGAAAGAGAACGCGUUCAGCUGACUAAACAGUUGUUAGAUACAUCGAGUAAACUUAAUUGUAUGGUGAUUAGAAACCGUCAUUUAAAGGCUGACGUAAAAGCCAUGAUCGAGCGAUCUGAAAAUAUGGUAGUCAAGAUCGAGCGACUAGAACAGCGCAAGUUCCACGACCGCAUAGGACUUGAUGUUCAAAGGACAAAAUUCGAUGAUAAAACGAUGCUCCAAGAGGAAAUAAAGAUCAUUAAGUGGCACAAACUCGCAGCAGUCAAAAACGAAGUGGAUGCGUUGAAAUGGGCUUGUGAAAGCCGUAAACAGGUUAUCGAAGAUGCCAAGCGAAAACUUGACAAGUCCACUGAUACUAGCACGGUAGGGACGCUAUUUGCCAUGGAUGAGUUCAUAAACAAGUUUGGUCUGCCUAGGAAGCUGAUUACGGAUCGAGGUACCUAUUUUACGUCUCGUAGGUUUGAGAACUACUGCGAGUCACAUGGAGUUACGCACAUUCUCAAUUCGACCCGUAGGCCACAAGCGAAUAGUCAAGUGGAGAGAAUUAACAGCACCACCCUAGCCAUGUUAAUAUCGCAAGCUGAAGAAGAACCACGAUUCGAGUUAGGUCGACUAAGAGAACUAUUAACCACCACAGAAGAGUGGGUCUGUCCACCUGAUCUCUGGGAAGAAGCGAGGAAAGAAAUUAUUCAAUCCAAAGAACGCGUUAAAUCUGCUUACGACAAACAUAGGCACAACCAGACUAAGUACACUGUUUGUGAGGUGGUGGUCAUGACAAGAGUGCCGGUAUCAAGAGACGAAUCUAUCAAACUCCAAGAACGGUACCGCAGACCUUUGGUAGUUACAGAAGUUUUGUCUAAUGACAUUUAUAGAGUAGCACAGCUUGCUGAGGAUAACAGACGGCACUUUGCAACUACAGCGCACGUCUCUCAGUUGAAGUCUUGGAAAAUUGGGAAGGAAGAAGCAGAUGUGACUGAAGAAAGGAUGACACCAUAA
Molecule: messenger RNA, 1869 nt
Organism: Rhopalosiphum padi (bird cherry-oat aphid)
Lineage: Eukaryota; Metazoa; Arthropoda; Insecta; Hemiptera; Aphididae
Exons: 4
Coding region: 1-1869 (622 amino acids)
Biological process (GO): DNA integration
Molecular function (GO): nucleic acid binding
Source: RefSeq, a predicted model, not a curated record